This is a messenger RNA of Symbiodinium sp. CCMP2456, 1524 nucleotides long. Lineage: Eukaryota; Dinophyceae; Suessiales; Symbiodiniaceae. The record is from the annotation of a GenBank genome assembly.
AUGGCACUGCACGGAUUGCUCAGACAGACCACAAAGGAGGAGCACCCAAGACCAUACUCUUCACUGAGCAUUGCACGGGCCCCAACUCGGGCUACCGAGCAUCAGCCGUCUUCAGCAUGGUCAUCUCGGCCGAAUACCGCUCGGGGGGACGUCUCUCGGCAGAGCAAUCGUGAAGGCUACAACCUGGAAAGUCAGCCGGUAGCACGGCCACUGCGCUUGGAAAAUGCAAGUGCGGAUCUGAUCAAAGACUUGGAGCGCCUCAGUGGCCGGCGUCCGCGUUGUCAGCUUGCUGAGGAGCUGGUGCACAAAGCCAACGACAAGUUAAAUGAGUUUAUGGGCUUCCACAUCUACCUGGCAGAGGACAGGCAGACGAUCGGCACAGAUCUUGAGAGUGAGCCUUUGAAGCAGCUCAAUGCAAAGUUCGUUGAGCUGGUCUCCGACAUCGAAGCGGCCCUGGCCGGGACGGAGGAAGCGACACUCCCUCCUCUGACAGUUCGACCGAACGGAACCGUCCUUGAGGAGUCUUUGGAGGAAGGAAAGAAGCUCUUUGUGGUGAUCCCUUUGCCGUGCCGGAGGGUGGAGGUGCUGGUGAACUUAACCCGGAUCUCAGGUGAUGUGCACCUCUAUGGCUCAGACAUUGACCCUCGGCCGUCAGCAAGCUCGGAGCUCGAAGAAGAGGGCGGUGAGCUCUGUUACCGUCACGAUCCCGACAUUGGAGGCAACCGCUCCAGCGGAAUUGUGAGAACAGCGCUAUAUCUUUGCAUCCAAGCUGACGAGCAGCAAAAGGCCAGUUUCCGUCUUCGCGUUUUUCAGAAAAGGCUCAUGGAGAACGGGAACCAGUGGGGGGUGGCCAGCCUGCAAACCGCCUGCAAACGGGUCGAGCAGAAGCUGGCCGUGAUAAGGAGCGACCAGGCGCAUCGGACUAAGUUCGAGGAACGGCUAAAGGAAGCCAAGGAGCACUUGAGGCAGAAGAGCGGCGCCAGCAGCAGGGACUUCUGUCGACUCAACCACCUCCGAGCACGAACCUGGGGAACAGACAGGGCCCGCAGCACUGGGAUCCAGCGCCAGCGCCUACUGAAGCGACAGGCGGCAGAGUUUCGCCGAGAGCAGCUGGACUCGAAGAGAGAGGAGAGGAUGCAAUGGUGGCUUGAUCGCCCCGAGCUCCGAAGACUGGAGAAGGAAAGGGAGAUGCAAAGAAGACACGAGGCCUUGCAGAUGGAAGAAAGACGGGCGGAGUGGAUGACCAAGUUGGCUAUGGCCAGCUUCGUCAUCGUGCUGUUCAAGGUCAAGACGUUGCAAAGCCACGUGAAAAGAGGAAAAAGAUCCUCCGGACACGGUCGAAAUUUGAAGCAUUUCGUGCGCCAGUCUUCGGACAGAGUUCAAGCCGGACCUCUCACCGUCACCGAUCAUUCAGUGCCAGAGGAACCAGACGAGAAGCCGGAUCAUCCGGACCCAAGCGCUCGCCUCGCGACAGAUUCCGAAAUUAUCAUCGACGAUUUGCAAAGCUGGACGCCUUCUGCCUAG